Messenger RNA from Pygocentrus nattereri (red-bellied piranha), 3316 nucleotides. RefSeq names its product ciliary associated calcium binding coiled-coil 1 (gene cabcoco1). The transcript is spliced from 8 exons. The coding region runs from base 111 to 914 and encodes 267 amino acids. The record is from RefSeq and is a predicted model, not a curated record. NCBI's taxonomy places the organism in Eukaryota, Metazoa, Chordata, Actinopteri, Characiformes, Serrasalmidae.
CGCCUCUCCGUUACCCGGGCAACUGGAGUAUCCAACAGGACCGGACGCGACAGAGGGACUGAGACAGGAACGGCAAGGCUGUUUCUUUCCAUGAACACAAAACUGCUGAGAUGUUUCUUGAGUGGACACUUCUACCGCUGGACCACGUGAAUGCACUUUUGGACCUCUCUGUGGACCAAGUCCAGCUGAGAUUUGAGGAUAUACUGGGUUUGAAAAAACACCAGACUUGUUUGAGGGAGGCAGCCCUGUUGGACUACUUUGUUGUGGGAUUUUGGUGGGCCAAAGAGAUGAACUUCACUUGUCAGCAGAUCUCGUUUAUCUUGGCCCUUUUACAGCUGUUACUUGACAACAUAAAAGACAAGCAGAUGCCCCGUUCUGAAAACUUCAAGGUUUUUGACAAGAAACUGCUCAGUGCCAGAAAAUCAUCAGCAGACACUGACGUGAAUCCAUUAUUUGAUUCAGAUCAAAUCAAAUCCAUUACGGAUUACUUCAAGAGCAGUCUUUUUCAGCAUUACAGACUGUACCAGUUCCUCUUCACUCAACCAAGAGAUGAGGUGCUCCUUGGAAUGGAGAGAAACAUUGACGUGGCUAAUUCAAAUGAUUUUGCUGCUCCCCUGGAGGAGGGAAUGCCAUCUGAAGUGUACUUCCGCUACAUGGCUUCCUCCCCUGCCACACCGCCCACACAGGGACUGGACGAAUGUCUAAACAAUGAGGAGGAACCUGGUAAAAGUCAACAGGCAGAGGGCCGUGAAAGCCUGGAAGGCUUCAGCGCGGAAGAUGUGCGAGAAGUUCUUGGGGAAAUGACCAAAGAGAUGCUAACAAAGCUGCAGGCAGACUUCGCAGAGAAAUUGCGAUUACAAGAGGAGACCUACGCCUCCAGGUUAGACAGUCUUAAGAGUGUGGCAUCCAAAUAACGCAGCCGAAGACCUGGAAGGCGACGCUCUGCUGUUUUUUUUUUUUUAAUUAUUUUGUUUAUUAACUGAAUUGCGUAACCAACCAUCCUAAAGCAACAGAAUGUGGCAUUACAAAAGAGCUGAAUGCACUUACAUUCCUGAGAGCUUGCACAAUAUAAAGGAGUGUGAUCUUGAUUUUUUCCUUUUCUUUUACAUCGGUUUGAAUUAUGUCAGUCUCUCCAUUGUUGACAGUGUAAGCGAAUUCAUUUCUUUCAGAAAGACGUUCAUUCUUUAGUAGCCAAGGUAAAGCGCAGGGCUAGAAUAUCCUUUAACAGCUAGCGAGCAAACGGAAUAUCUAAUUGAGUGGUUUGUAUAAUGUUUGUGUGGAGCUUUUCCCACAAGUCAUUAGCCGUCUGAAAGCAGCCCAGCACUAUGGCAACGCAGUGUAACUCACAGGCUAAAUAGCUGAGUUGCCAUAUAAAGUGAUGUAUUAUUAAAGCUGAAUAGUGGCUUUUCCACAGCAUUUGAAAAAAAGCCACUUACAACUAUAAAUAUCCACUGCAGUGUAUCUCAAAAAAACGCUGAUAAACUGUUUUCUCUCUUUCUCUUUGCUGCCCCUGUUUCUCUCCACUUUCUCAACGCAGUUCUUGCCCAUUUUCAAGCAUGUCCAGUUGUCCAGUCCAUAUACUCACCGGUUAGCAUCAAACAUCAUCAGUACCCAUGCUGGCAAGGAAGCUAUAUACUUGUGUCUUACUGUACGUGGUACUGUACCAGUCAGAGACGACCAUUCAGUCACAUCAGCCGUUAAGGACAAGCUGUUCAUUCUUCAGGCGAUAUUUGUGGGUAAAUUAGAUACAAGAUGAUCCAAGGAAGGGAAAAAAUGGAUUAAAAGAUUCUGAUAAAUUGGGACUCACAACGACCAUUCAGGACCGUGUAGACCAACAAAACUGUUACCAUAAGACAAACAGCACUUAAAGCUGUCGUCUUAGAGAGACAGGAGACCAUGGAGGGCCACUCUUGCUUCAGAUCUGAGAAAAAUCGCAAGAGUCCAUCAUUCUUCUCUGAGAAGGAAACAAAUAGAGAAAAGAGACGAAAACUUGAAGAUAAAACAAAGAAGUUGCUGAUGUUCAAUCAAUAUCGUUAAAUGUAUUUAGAAUUGAGCAGAAAAUGUUCUGAAUAAGACUGAAAAAAAAAGCUAAUUUCUUUGAAAAAACUGAAAAUCUCCCAAAAAGAAUGAAACCUAAUAAAGGGAAAACGUGAACACCUUAAUAUUUUAUAUUGUUAUUUCAUAUCAUGGCUGAGGCUUCUGUGUAAUUUUUUGAUUAAAUCAUUUACAAACAUGACCUGGCCGAAAGGCCCCAAUAAAAAAAGGUCCACGGCACAUAAAAACAGAUACAUACCAAAAGUAAAACAUAACAAAACAAACAAAAAAAUACAGAUUUACAUAAAACAAACCAAAAAAUAUGAAAAAAGCAGCAGUAAGGAUAGAGAAAAAUGAGUAUGUAUGAGUAUGUGCAUUAUUUUUAUCCAUGAUUAUUAACAAGAGCAACCGUCUACUAUUGUAUGUUUAAUUGUAUGCUUGAAAGUGGUAAGAGGUGUUAAAAUGGCAAGUUUAAUGGUGGUUUGUAAAGUAUUCCAAUCAUUUCAAUCAGAGUGUUGUACAUUGUGACAGACUGAAAUUUAUGGAGCACAUAAACUUUUAGGCCCACGUUCAGUUGACAUAAUAUCAAAUUACAUUAAUAUUUGCCCGUGUCUGUGCCACAUUCCUUUUUUCAAGCCUUGUUGAUUUAGUUCUUCAUUAGCCUGCGGGCUUUUUUGUUGACACAGUGGGGUAAACUGAGAUACUUAGCCUGAAUUCCUGAAGAACAUGUUCGUACAGCUUGUUGUUUCGAAUCGUUCUUUUUGUUCCCAAACUGAUUGAUAGAGUCGCUACUGAGCCAAGAGCUCAGUGACCUUUUCCUCAGUUCAUUGAGCAGAUGCAAAACAGUCCCUCUGCUGGCCAUGGGACCACAUUACAGAUAGAUCACCAACCUGCGCAGAUGAGGCCGGCUACAGCUUUCACCUGCCAUCAACGUUGAUAAAAGAAUAUUGUAGGGAGGGUUCAGGCUUUAGUGAUACGAGCAGCGAAUUGCUGAUGAAACAAGCCGUGCUGGCGUUCCUCGGGGAGCCCCUUUCAGUCCAGUGCAUAAUCUCAUGCUUUAGUGGCCUGUUCUUUCACGGCAGCAUAAACAUGCGCUUUAUGUGAUGUGUUUACAUUUCUGUCUUCGGCAGUUGGUGUGGUCUUGCCUCUCGUCAGCGCUGGUGGGGAUUUGCUCCAUGGUCGGAUGUCAAAUAGAAAGCUUUGUUUAUAAUAUGUUUGCUGUAAAAGAGCCAUAUGUGGUUAACCAUCAAGCUAAUUAAAAAUAGAUGGCAUCACCGUUUAA